CUCGCUGCCCCUUCUCCUCGUUUUCACUCCCCCUCCCCUCGGCCGUGGGCUUCAUUCACGCUUCCCCAGGCUGGGGCAGGGGGCGGAGGCCCGGCGCGCAGUGCGACCGCGAGUCGGGUGGGCGCCGCGCACCUGUUGUUUGCAGAAACCCGCGACCCUCGUCCGGCUCUCGGCGGGCCGCGGCAGAAGCGGCCGCUGCGGAGCCCACCCGGCAGGUGGCCGCGUGCGGGGGGUUGGCGAGCGGCGGUGCGCGGGCGCCGGACCUCCGCGGCGCCGGGACGCGAUGGCGGCGGCGGAGCCCGCGAGCUCUGGCCAGCAGGCGCCGCAGGGCCAGAGCCAGGGCCAAAGGCCGCAGCCGCAGCCUCCACAGCCGCAACCCCCGCAGCAGUCGCAGCCGCAGCAGCUCGGGGGCGGCGGUAGCGGCAGCAGCAGGCACGAGAAGAGCCUGGGGCUCCUCACCACGAAGUUCGUGUCGCUGCUGCAAGAGGCCAAGGACGGCGUCCUCGAUCUCAAAGCGGCUGCAGAUACUUUGGCUGUGAGGCAAAAAAGAAGAAUUUAUGAUAUCACCAAUGUCUUGGAAGGAAUUGACCUAAUUGAAAAAAAGUCCAAAAAUAGUAUCCAAUGGAAAGGUGUAGGUGCUGGCUGUAAUACUAAAGAAGUCAUCGAUAGAUUAAGAUAUCUUAAAGCUGAAAUUGAAGAUCUAGAAAUGAAGGAAAGAGAACUUGAUCAGCAGAAGUUGUGGCUACAGCAAAGCAUCAAAAAUGUGAUGGAUGACUCCACUAAUAAUAGAUUUUCCUAUGUAACUCAUGAAGACAUCUGUAAUUGCUUUAAUGGUGAUACACUUCUGGCCAUUCAAGCACCAUCUGGUACACAGCUGGAAGUACCUAUUCCAGAAAUGGGCCAGAACGGACAAAAGAAAUACCAGAUCAAUCUAAAGAGUCAUUCAGGACCUAUCCACGUGCUACUUAUAAACAAAGAGUCCAGUUCCUCUAAGCCUGUGGUUUUUCCUGUUCCCCCACCUGAUGACCUCACACAACCUUCCUCUCAGCCCUCAACUCCACUGACUCCACAGAAACCCAACCUGGCAAAUCAGAAUGUGCCUGAGCACCCUGUCUCUGAUAGAAGCCAGAACCUUCAGCAUACAGCUACAGAUGUAUCUUCAGCAGGAUCUAUUAGUGGAGAUAUCAUUGAUGAGUUAAUGUCUUCUGAUGUGUUUCCUCUCUUGCGGCUUUCUCCUACCCCAGCAGAUGACUACAACUUUAAUCUAGAUGAUAACGAAGGAGUUUGUGAUCUUUUUGAUGUCCAGAUACUAAAUUAUUAGAUUCCAUGGAAACUUGGGACUGUUAUCUACCUCUAACUGUUUAACAUUUUAGCCUUCCUAAUAACCUGAGUAUUCAAAAUAAUGAAUGUAACAUCUUUUAGUUCACUGAUUCUGAAGUGUUCUUCCCUAAUACUGUAUUUUUUACUUCACAAAACUUCAACCAUAAAACAAAGGCCUUUAACUGCGUCAGGGAAAGAGGGAUAAUGCCUCCCCCUACCCCACCACCCCUUUCCAGAUAACUACAUUCUGGGAUUCCAACUUGUCUUUCAAUUCUGAAUCCUUGUUUGUUUGUUUUUUUCUCUUAUGAGGAAAGUUAAAGUAGACUUCAGGUCAUCAGAAACAAAAAAGUUAGCCCAUAGGCUCAUCACUUGUUUGUCUUGUAUUUUUACUGCCACAAAAUUGUCCAUAUUUCUUUGUUCUUCCAAUACAAUCAGACAUUCACUGCCACUUAUAAAGUGAAGGAUGUAAACUAGGACAUAUUAACUGUUUCAGUGAACAGAUUUUGUGAAGUGCCUUCUGUUUUAGCACUUUAAGUUUAUCACAUUUUGUUGACUUCUGACAUUCCACUUUCCUAGAUUAUAGGAAAGAUCUGUUUAUGUAGUUUGUUUUUAAAAUGUGCCAAUGCCUGUACAUUAACAAGAUUUUUAAAAAUA
This is a messenger RNA of Choloepus didactylus (southern two-toed sloth), 1974 nucleotides long. It is a transcript of the gene E2F5, whose product is annotated as E2F transcription factor 5. The coding region runs from base 284 to 1321 and encodes 345 amino acids. The transcript is spliced from 8 exons. The record is from RefSeq and is a predicted model, not a curated record. Gene Ontology annotation, molecular function: DNA-binding transcription factor activity, RNA polymerase II-specific; RNA polymerase II cis-regulatory region sequence-specific DNA binding; protein dimerization activity. Gene Ontology annotation, cellular component: RNA polymerase II transcription regulator complex. Gene Ontology annotation, biological process: regulation of transcription by RNA polymerase II. Lineage: Eukaryota; Metazoa; Chordata; Mammalia; Pilosa; Megalonychidae.